This is a messenger RNA of Oryza sativa Japonica Group (Japanese rice), 8114 nucleotides long. The record is from RefSeq and is a predicted model, not a curated record. NCBI's taxonomy places the organism in Eukaryota, Viridiplantae, Streptophyta, Magnoliopsida, Poales, Poaceae.
UCUUUUUUUUUUUGGACUUCUUUCUCGCGGAGGUCUUUCUGCGGAUAAGGCGAAGCGCGUUUGAUCGUCGCUUUCAGAUUUUUGGUCGUGGGAACUUGACAAUCCAGAUCGCUUUUGUUCCUAUAGCAUCUUCUAUAUUUUUUCCCGAAUUUGAAAUUCUAUCCUUUUUUUUUUCUCCCGUCGUUUUACGUGAAUUCUGCCCUUACUUUUGUUGGGUUUUUGCUUUUGGAUUGACUUUUGGUGCGUUCCAUAAACAGUACGCUCUGAUAGAUCCAUGAACCGUGUGUUCUCUGACUCCUACAUCGAGGGGGAAAUUUAGUUGGGAGAAGGAAAGGAAGUUCUACUUGGAUCAAUAAGUUGCGCACCAAGUGUUCGGCGUUUUGUGUCUAAGAAGUUGGUUGGGCUUUGCAGUGCUUCUUCAGUAACUCUGGAUGCAAUUUCUUUUAGUUUUGGUUCAUGUCUUACUAGGUUUCUUGUUCUCCUUCUUUAUCUAUAGUAGUAUGUGAAAUCUAACAGGAUCGAAAUGUAUUAAUGGGAAUUGGGGAUAUGUAAUGCUGAAAAUGGUGGAAAGGUAGCUACAGAUCUAAAGAAUCAAUUUAUCAGUCCUAUGGCUGAUGGUUUCUAGCAAAUCGGUCCUGCAUUCAAUAUCCUAUGGAAAAUUUGUAAACCUUGAAUAUUUAAUUUAGACUUCACACGAAUUGCAGAGCUGCAUGCUAUGACAGUAGUAGUUUUUAUUUUUCUUUUCUAAUGCUUCUUGGGCAUAAUAUUAUCAUCUCUAGGUUGAACUAUUGAUUCCCUCCCUGACCGUCGUUGCCCUUGCUUUUGAGUGUUUGAAAGAGUUCAUGCAGCUAGUCCUUUAUAUUCAUAAGCACCCUUUGCUAAAUUAAAAGUGCAACUGAUUUGCUAUAUUUUCCAAUCUUCUUUAGAUAUAUUUUAGGUGCGGUUCUGAAAUCUCAGUCAUUUUUUGUUGAUUCUUUUCUGAAAAUAUUAUUUUCUGAAAAUAUUAAUUUUCAGCAACUUGUUCUCCUUAGUUGAUAGCAUAUACGGUACAUAUGAUGAUGUAUGAGCAUUCGAAACUACGUAUGGGCAUUUAAAACUAAGAACUAACUUGUGGUUUUCUUGUGACUUAGAAACCCUGAGUUGCAUUAUUAGGUUCUGCUAUCUUAUGAUUCUAUUUUGAAUUCUCUCUCUUUUUCGCUUAUUUUUUGCCUGUGUCAAAUAACCAAACAAUUUUAGAUAAUCAGUAGGUAUGUCUACUAAUUGGUCGGUCAAGUCAACCUGGUGGGUCUGUGUCUGUUACUCUGUCUAUUUAUCAACUUGAGGGCUGUUGCAUGAAAAGAAAUUGAGAAUAUAGACAAACACAAUUGACUUUUGGGGCUCAGAUUCACACUUGUUGUGUCACUGUCACCCUAACAGGCACACCUACAAGAUUACUUCCUCUGCUUUCCAACACCUUCCUUGAUCCCAUAACAUUUGCUUCUUUCUUUGAUACCUUGAUUUCAGUUGCACUAUCAAUUCUUCUUGAUUCUUCUUUGUAUUUGGAUUUCUUGCUAUCAGCAGGAACUCUCUCUCUCUCUCCAAAAUGGGCACUGAAUUAACUGUUACAGGAUGGUUCUUGUCACCUAUUAUACGGGAAAUGCAAGAUACUGCACUGUCCUACAUAAGGGGGCAAUUCAGUUGGGAGAAGGAUCAAGAAAAGGACCUUGAGCGUCUUGAUACUAUCCUUACAGAGAUCUUGGCCAUCGUGGACGCCAUCGAGAAGCGGGAGAUCAAGGAUGGGAAUCAGAGGAAGCUGCUCCGGAAGCUCAAGGAUGCCAUUUACAGCGCCGUUGAUGUGCUUGACAGCUUCCAGUACAUGGCCCUCAAGUCUAAAGUCGACAGCCAAGCUAUGGUGAGUCGCGUUACCUCAUCCUGUGUUUACUUGGGUAAGCGCGUAGUAGGUACUGAUAAGUUCCGGAGGAAGCUAACCGAUAUGUUGAAAAAAUUGGAUGAGGUUAAAACAACUGCGGAUACCUUGUUCAAAUUGGUUAGUUUUGAUAGUGCUACUGCAAAGCUGCUCCCAGUCACACAGGCACGUGUAACGUCUCCUUUGAAGGAAGAGAACCACAUAUAUGGUAGAAAAGAUGAUCUUGAUAGGCUGAGAGAUUUGUUGCUUAUGCAAAGUGAUAGUAGUGCACCUGGACCUAGUAACUCAUGUGUUCCUGUUAUAUCCAUCAUUGGUGUUGGUGGGAUUGGGAAGACAAGCCUAGCACAAUUAGCUUUCAGAGAUGAAAGGAUACGUGCGAGCUUUGGUCUCAGGAUCUGGGUUUGUGUAUCCGAUAUUUAUGAUGAGAUAACAUUGGCAAGGGAUAUUUUAGAAUCUGUAACAGGUGAAAAUUAUCGCAGUGUUACUAAAUUGGAUGAAUUGAAGAAUGUUCUUCAAGAAAAGAUAAGUCAAAAGAACUUUUUUCUUGUAUUGGAUGAUGUAUGGUAUGAUGAGAACAGGACAAAUUGGGAGAAUGAAUUAGUAUGGGACGGAGUUUUAUCAACAUUGGAUACUGGACUGGGAGGAUCCAAAAUUCUGGUGACGACUCGAACCAACAAAGCCAGUGAACUCCUACGUGCUGGAGCCUGUUUACAAUUAGGGGGAUUGAAUAGAGAUGAUUACUGGAUGUUAUUCAAAAGCUGUGCCUUUGGUGAGAAACAUCCAGGACUGUUUCAAGAACUUAAGGAAAUAGGAAUGCAGAUUGCUGAAAGAUUGAAUGGUUUGCCCUUAGCAGCAAAGGUAAUCGGUCGCCUAUUGAAUGUUGAUUUAGAUUCAAGUCAUUGGAAGAAAGUGCUAGAGAGUGACAUAUCAGGUGAUGUUAUGAAGGUUCUCAGGUUGAGUUACCAACACUUGCCCAUCCACUUGCAACUAUGCUUCAGCUUCUGCAGCUUAUUCCCGAAGAACUGGCGUUUUGAUCCCAGGAGGCUUACAGACAUGUGGAUUUCACAGGGUUUUGUUCAGAAGGAGGAUGAGUCUGACAAUGACAUGAAUGUUGAAGAUGUUGCGAAGGGCUACUUUAAUGAUCUUGUACAAAGAUCAUUCUUCGAGAGAUCUUUGUUAGACCUUCCAAUAGAGUAUGUCAUGCAUGACUUGAUCAAUGACCUUGCCAGGAAUGUUUCAAAGGACGAGUAUACCAGAAUUGAGAGUGAGAAGCAAAAGGAGAUCCCACCAAACAUUCGCCAUUUAUCUAUAUCUGCACAUUUGUGGGCCGGUAUGAAGAAAACAGAGAUGAAAAACCUGCGCACGUUACUUGUUUGGAGCAAAUCAUGGCCUUGCUGGAAAUUGUCCCUUCCAAAUGAUGUGUUCAAGAAAUCCAAAUACAUCCGAGUGCUAGAUUUGACUGGUUGUUGCCUGGAGAGGUUGCCAACAUCAGUGAAAAAUUUGAAGCAUUUGCGCUAUCUUGCUUUUAGGGUUCCUGAAAAACCAUUGCCCACAGCAUUGGUCCAACUUUAUCACCUAGAGGUUCUAGUCACAAGAGGUCACUCUUGUCGGGGAAGUGAAUGUUUCCAACUUCCAACAAACAUGAAGAAGAACCUACUCAAAUUGAGAAAAGCUUACCUUUUCAAUGUAGGGGGUGCCACAAUAUCUGGUUUUGGUGGACAAACUCUUCUGCAUGGCCCAGGGGAAUUCCAUGUCAAGAAGGAGAGUGGGCACAGACUUGGAGAGUUAAAGGAGAUGAACAAUAUCCGAGGAAGAUUAAGUGUUAGGUUUCUUGAGAACGUGGAACAUCAGCAACAGGCUGUUGAUGCGCACCUAGAUUGUAAAGAGCACGUCAAACACUUGCAGCUAGAGUGGAGUGACCUUCCAAGGCCUAUUACUUCUGAGUUGGAUUCUGAUGUGCUUGAGGCCCUUCGACCUCACCCUGAUCUUGACCGGCUGAAUAUCACAGGUUACAAGGGACUGAGGUCACCUACUUGGUUUGAGACCAAUUGGAUGAAAGCACUGACUUCUGUAAUCCUUGAGAAUUGCAUGGGUUGGGUGCAAUUGCCUCCUCUUGGACAGCUUCCUCUACUGGAGGAUCUUGUACUGAGGAACAUGCAUGCUGUUGGGCAGAUAGGUGAAGAAUUCUAUGGGAACGGUGAAAUGAAGGGCUUUCCAAAGUUGGAAGAAAUAGUAUUUGAUGGCAUGCCCAACUGGGAGAAAUGGUCUGGAAUUGAAGAUGGUUCAUUGCUUCCAUGUCUCACAAGACUUUACAUAGCUAAGUGCCCUAAGCUUCAAGAAGCACCACCCUUAAAUGCAAGACCAAAAGUUGAAGUGGCGAUAACAUCUGAUUCCUUACCAAGUUCGUGUCUAUUUGACUCCCUAAUGGCAUCGGCAUCGUAUCUGAUCUUACUUGUCAACUGCUGCAGCUUCUUGAGCAGCCUGAAUACUGACCAACUUAGUCAUGUUGAGGAGUUGAACGUGAAGAGCUGCACAGAUCCAAUGCCAGCUUGUGGAUUUAUCGGACUUAGCUCCCUUAAGGUGCUUAGAAUCAGCAACUGUUCAGCGUUACUAUCGUCAGUUUGUGUGGAAGCAGGUGAAGAACUUGACACAUGUUUUUUCCCUCAGUCACUAAGUGAACUUGAAAUAGUUGAUAGCAAUAUUCAGUCCAGUUUGCUACCAAGAUACUUGCAAGGCCUAACUAACCUCUCGGUGCUGGUGAUUAAUAGCUGUGAUUCUAUGGAUUUGCUAUCUCUUGCUUAUGGAACCCAUCACCUUACUUCUCUAGAAGCCAUAAUCAUUAAAGACUGUAUUUUCCUAUCCUCAUUGGAUGGAUUUGAAAAUCUGAUUGCUCUCAGAAAGUUAGUGGUAGCAGAUUGUAAAAAUUUCUGUUUCUUGCCAGCUGAUCUGAAUGCAUUAAUAUCUCUCAAAACAUUAGCCAUUUAUGGGUGCCCUAAGAUGAAAUUUCUCCCCCAGAAUGGCGUACCAGCUUCUCUACAGUUAAUUUUGCUGUCACUGUUGCAUCCAGAGUUAGACAGACAGCUUCAAAGGAGGGAAGGUACUGAAUGGGACAAGAUUGCUCAUGUUCCUGAAAAGAAACUAGAGUUCUUUCUGACGAGUGUUGUCAUUUUUGGACGUGUGGUAUGCCUUCCUGAACCACUCUACUACAUUUACUUCAACCGAAUAACUACUAGUCAUGCUCACAAAAACUCAUAUAUGGGCAUUACUACCUUUGCAGUUUAUCAGUGCCAAACUGCCAAUUCCUGAAGUAGAGGUUGUUUCAAGCUGAAUGCUAUUUAGACCAUUUUGAAUGAUUCUCUUGGUCCUCUUCAAUCUUCCUGUCAGUGCUAGUCUUUUUGACCCUGAGAUUCUUGAAUUCCCAAGCAUGAAGCCAAAAAAUUGCUGAGAAAUUUGUAUCCGUACUUUUGAGAUUGUGACAACCUGUCGAUGGAACUGAUGUUUUAAGAUCGUAGAGGUUUACAAUCUCACUCAACUAUCACAGUGCGAAUGAAACUAAUUAGCUAGAAUAAUAACCCAAGGUUAGGUGCGAAAACAUUUCCCGUCGCUUUCUUUAGCAGAAUCGUUUUCCCAUUCUUCGUGUAUAUAACUACUUGGCGGUACAGGCCGCAUAUCCUGGAGGGGGAAUUCGGGGUCGGAUUUGCUAUUUCACUUUCGAUUUUUUUUGUCCGUAGAGUCUUACAUUAAGAUUUGUGUUCCUGUAGAUCCAACUUAUACUUAUACUCAGUUGCAUACCACUUAAAUUUAGUUACAGUGCGCCAAAAUUAGAUUUUACAACUGCUUUUGUCUCGAUAUUUUUGGCAUGUUUGUCCCUUUUUGUUUAUUUCGUUCAAAACAGGCUGUAUCCGCUGGUUAAAAAUUUCUUUAAGAUUAAAAUCUCAAAAUCUGCCAAUCUUUUUAAACCGAAGCCAGCAUUUGCUAGUGUUAUAUUAAGUAGGAUAGAAAUUAUUUACAAACUCACCAAAGGUGAAAGAGAUAAAGCUGAAAAGAAACUGAAAAAGAAGGGAACAACAAGAAAACCCGACAGCCUCGCAUGUGUUUUAUUGGGACAUUCUCGCAAUAUCUUUGGUGCCGCACAUAAUCCACACCUUGAUCUCAUAUGUGAUUUUGGUCACUAGUUGAGGCAAUUCAGUCUCCUGAUUGCGGAACAGUCAUUUGUUUCGUUCACACCAGAUUUUCCAAGCCACCAUCAUAUGAAUUGAUUUCAUUGCUUUCAUUUUGUGUUUUUCCCCUUGGGAUGUCCACUUGAUCCAUCAGUCAAGCAGUGGCUCAUCGCCAUCGUAUGUGUUUAGUGUCUCAUGUCCCAGCUGUUGAAAGAUCUUCUCCCAGAUUUGGUGUGCGAAGGUGCAGUCCUUGAAAAGGUGUUGUGCCGUUUCAAGGUUUUCAUAGCAAAGCUGACAUAAAUAGUUGUUCGGCCAUUGACGGAUUUGCAGCCGAUCCGCCAUCCAGAUUUUGUUUUGAAGGAGUCAUGUGAAAUAUUUGCAUUUUGACGGUGCCCAUCCUUUCUAUAUUAGCUUUGCCACUGCUGAGUCAAUCCUCCAAUUGAAUUGUGCCAUGUAUGCCGAUUGUGUGUUGUAUAUGCCACUAUUUGUCCAUCGCCAUCUUAUGGUGUCUUCAACUCCAUCAGUUAGGGUGACAUUUCUUCUCCAUAUCUGUAGGAACACGUCGAAGAAUUCUUUAACAAGUUUAACUGCCGAAAAAUCAAUAGGUUAGUCCCCUCAGGGUUGAGUAAUAUGCACACUUUCCUGUUCCUAAAAAAAGCUAGUACUCAUCAACUUGUUAAAAUACAUCUGUUAAUCUGUUUAGACCCUUCUCAAAUUAAGCAUUAAUAACUCACCCUGAAAUCAACUGCUUUAAAAUAGUAGUAGUCAUGUUGACUUGCCGUACUUUGAGGAGGGUUUAAACAGACACAGACACUUCAUCUCAGAGGAUUAAUUAAUGGCGACGAGUCCAUGUGGCAGUCGGAUGGGUGAGGCAAAACGCCUCUGCACCGGCAGUGCUGCUCUCAAGCAGCUGCACCACAGCACCACCCGGUGCAUCGUCGGCCGGCCGGACUGCCGGGCUCGGCUCGAUGCUAUCGCGGUUAUCGCGCUUAUCAUGGGGUACGGUAGGGGAAACCAGCGAUAUAGUUUGGAUGAAUUUUGAUCAAAUUCAAAAUUCUGAAAAAAAUCGAAAAAAAAUAAAAAAAAAUCAUGGAUGUAGUUCUUAAUUUGUAAUUACCAAUAGUGAAGAAUGUUUUUGAAAUAGAGUAAGCUAAAUUCAAAUUUGAGAGCAAACCAAAACAUAGUUUACAAAUUGAAAAAGGGAAGAGAAUAUUGGGCCUUAAAUAUCCUACAUAUUCUUCCAAUUAUUUUUAAUUUCUAGUUUUUUACACAUAUUCAACUGUAUUUUUGAUUUUUUCCCUAUUUAUUUUACACUUAUUUUAGCUACACAACCCCGCGAUAACCGUGCGAAUAUCGCGGUUAUUGCGGUAAACCAUGCGAUUAUCAUGGUGAAACCACGAAACCGCCGAGUUUUUUUUUUCGAAUUUUUGGAUGUGAUUUUUGUGCGAUUUUAGGCAAUUAUCACGGUUAUCGCGUUACCGCGGGGUGACGAUAACCCCGACCCAAACGAUAAGGUAAACCCUGUGCACCAUAUAGUGCAGGUGCCACGCUCGCGGAACCUCUCCACCUUCUCUAGGUCAAAUGCCGUCACAUCGUCGUCGUCACCGUGCAGCAUGAGCUCUGUACCCUCCCCGUGCACACCAGCUGACCGGCCCACCCGAAAAGUGUGAUCACUGUGUCGGUGUUGCUGUCAUGGUGAUGGGGGUGGUGAAAAGUUUGAUAAUUUAACAUUUUUUUCGUUGUCCAAUUGCUUUAAUUGACACUUGUGAGGAUGACAUGUGGAACCAUAUGAGUGAAUGAAAGUAUGCCAGGAUGUCAAAUAACAACAGCUCAUAUCUAGCAGAGAAAAUUGGAAUUUUGCCAUUGUCAAAACGGGGUUUCGCUGAAAUGCCACUCCCAAAAGUGGUAACCUCAAACAAGGGCAACAUGUUGCAAUGCCAUUUGAUCCAUUUCUUCUCAGUUUAAUGAUUUUUGUAAUGUUUAUUCUUGCUGAGAUGACCAAAAUACCCUUGGAUCCUAUCUUAUCUCUCCCUCUGUCUCUUCCUCCU